AAUAGACUUUCAAACAGUACGGACUUGUCACUGUUCACGAGCUAUUUUUGAGAUUAAUCACCUAAACCGCGUUGAAAAAGAGAACCGAAAAUGGCAGACGUAUCGAAACUGCGCCUCAACUUUGUCCAGGGCCAGGACUAUGGCAGUAACCAAGGAGAGUACUCACGCAAUAGCAAGCAAGUAAGAGGUAAAGAAAUUUGGGUAGCUCAAAGCAUCAAUCGAAUGAUAUUCUAUGCAGGCAACGCCUGGGUUGUUACCAGCACUGACUACAUGCAACAGGUUCUUACUGGUGGAGCUACUGGAGGUUUAGCAUCGUCCAACCGUGCAGGGGACACACCAUACGAGGCCGAUUGGGGUCCAACUUAUGAAGUGAAAGAUGUAUACCUAACGAGUCAACAACGAUGGGUGCCUACCACAGAGGUGUUCCUCUCUCCUUCUGUUCACAUUUCAUGGUCAGCUCCCUCGAAUCCUCAAGGCAUUACUUGGUUUUACACCGAAGUAAAAGUGACGGACACCGCGCCAAACACUUACUAUAUGACCAAUGGCUUUUAUGGCGGAUACAUGGGCAUCCAAGAUCGCACUCCAAAAUGGGUUAUCUUCUCAAUAUGGGACAAGACCUCAACGGACGACGAUCCUAAUGCAUCGCCUGACGACCUGGUUAAACUCAUUGCCAAAGGUGCAGGGGUGACGGUCACUCGUUUUGGUGGAGAGGGUACGGGAGGCAAAAGCUAUCUUGAAUACAAUUGGAGCGUGGGAAAUACCUACCAACUGAUGGUUAACGUGCGACCAAGUCCCGAACCAGACAAAGCCAUCUUCACUGGUUGGUUUCGUAUACCAGAGUUAAACAUCUGGCGAAUGUUGGCAUCAUUUCAGGUACGACCAUUGGAGACGAGCAUGAAGUUGACUGGUCUUUACUCCUUUAUCGAAGACUGGAUUGGAAACGGCUUCCGGCGCCAAGGAGAAUGGGGACCAACAUGGAUCAAGACAGACACUGGUUCCUGGGUACAGGCGACCAAAGGAAGCGGUACAACCACCAAUCAAAGUGCAAAAAACCGAAAUCUGUUCUUGUCCAAUGAUCAAAAGCGAAUCGGGAUGACGACUGGGGGCCCCGCAUUGGAGGAUACGUCUUUAGGUCCAUAUACAUGCUCUAAUAGCUCUCUUCCAUCUGUUUUGUCACUGAACCCUCUUCCAAGUAAUGACGGUGACCCAGCAAGAGCGUGAUUUUCUUGACAUGAAGAACUUUCAAUGACUUUUUGCAAUUAAAUUUUUGGAAAAUUCACAAUUCUGUUGUUAGGCGGUUCAUCAAGAAAAAUUAGAACACUUGCAUGUUUGAAAAAUCAACUGAGAUGACUGAUAUUAUUCAUAAAUUACACCUCACUAGUUAUUUGAAAUUUUUAGUAAUCAAUAUCAUUGUAAGCAAAAGGGCAAGUUCAAUAAAUUUUUGAAAUAUUGUGU
Molecule: messenger RNA, 1455 nt
Organism: Dendronephthya gigantea
Lineage: Eukaryota; Metazoa; Cnidaria; Anthozoa; Malacalcyonacea; Nephtheidae
Exons: 2
Coding region: 91-1221 (376 amino acids)
Source: RefSeq, a predicted model, not a curated record